AUGGGAGAUAUUAAAGCUAAAUGGGAGAAUAGCCCACUUGAUAUCGUGGAAAAUCAAGAUCCGAAAACAAUACUACCACGAAAUGAUAAACGGAACAUUCUCAUCACAUCUGCGCUGCCCUAUGUGAAUAACGUCCCACAUUUGGGAAAUAUCAUUGGAUGCGUUCUUAGCGCCGAUGUUUUCGCGAGAUAUUGCAAACUUCGUGGACAUCAAACUUUCUACGUCGGUGGAACUGAUGAAUAUGGUACCGCAACAGAAACGAAAGCUUUGCAAGAAGGUGUGACUCCAAGAGAGUUGUGCGACAAAUAUCACGCAAUUCACAAAAACAUUUAUGAGUGGUUCAAUAUCGAUUUCACUCAUUUUGGAAGGACUACAACUGAUGAACAAACCGAAAUUUGUCAAGAUAUGUUCUUGAAGCUUCAUAACAAUGGAUAUACCUCCACGCAAUCUGUUGACCAGUUGUUUUGUAAUAAAUGCGAAAAGUUUCUGGCUGAUCGCUUUGUGACUGGAACUUGUCCAAUGUGUAAUUAUGACGAUGCAAGGGGGGAUCAGUGUGAUGGUUGUGGAAAGCUAAUCAACGCGGUUGAGUUGAAAGACGCUAAAUGUCAUAUGUGCCAAAGCACGCCAAACGUCAAACAAUCAACACAUAUUUUUCUUGCUUUGGAUAAACUUCAGAAAAUGUCAACUGACCAUUUGAACAAGGAACUAGCGAAACCUGAUAACCGGUGGUCAGCAAAUUCCGUUGGAAUCGUGAAAUCCUGGAUGAAGCUGGGACUUGAUCCGCGUUGUAUCACCCGUGAUCUCAAAUGGGGAACUCCAGUACCUCUUGAAGGUUUCGAAAAUAAGGUGUUCUAUGUUUGGUUCGAUGCGCCUAUCGGAUAUUUGUCGAUUACCAAAUGUGUUCUUGGGAAAGAUUGGGAGAAAUGGUGGAAAAAUCCAAAGAACGUCGAACUCUACAAUUUUGUCGGAAAAGACAACGUCGCUUUCCAUGGUGUUAUGUUUCCAUGCUCCCAACUAGGUGCCAAUGAUAAUUAUACUGUAGUUAAUAAUCUCUGUGCUACCGAAUAUUUAAAUUACGAGGAUACAAAGUUCAGUAAAUCGAGAGGUACUGGAAUUUUCGGCGACGCUGCAAAGGAAACUGGAAUUCCUGCUGACAUCUGGAGAUUUUAUUUGCUUUACAUGAGACCGGAAACUCAAGACACUGCGUUUAGUUGGGAUGACUUUGUUUUGAAGGUGAAUAGCGAACUUCUCAAUAACCUAGGAAACUUUGUCAACCGCGCCUUAUCUUUCCUCGCCAAUAACUUUAAUGGAAUUGUUCCUGAAAUGGAGUUAAACGGAGAUGAUAUUGAAAUGUUGAAAGAGAUCGAAGAAGAAUGCAUUCAAUGGGAUACUCAUUUCGAUUGUGUUCAUCUCAAAGAUGCUGUUAAAUCGAUUCUGAAUGUUUCUCGCCGGGGUAAUCAGUACAUCCAAGCACAAAAACCAUGGGUUCUCAUGAAAGGAAAUGAUCAAGAAAAGAAAAGAGCGGGAACAAUUAUUGGAGUAGCUGCAAACAUUGCAUAUCACAUAGCCAUUUUAUUGCACCCAGUCAUGCCAAUUGUGUCUGAAACAAUCAGAAAACAAUGCGGACUUGAAAUUUUACCAAUUUUCACACCAUCUCCGAAAGCAUAUUUAAAGAAAGGACAUACUAUUGGAAAGCCAUCGCCCCUUUUUGAAAAGCUUGAUCCGGUCAAGAUCAAUGAAUUCAAAGUGAAAUUCGGAGGAGCUCAAUCAACACGAGUAGCUCCAUCGGCCGAUAAACCGAAUGAUGCUGCCGCCAAAAAUUCGAAGAAACCCGUCGAUAGCAAGAAGAAGAAGGAAAAAUCGCCGAAAAAUGAUUCAAAGAAGGUCGAUAUGGCAUCUCUCGUCUUUCCGGCGCUUGCUAAAAAUCAAAAAACUAUCAAACAGUUGUUGGAAGGGAAUUUGAAGAAGUUUGAGCAAGCUCGAUCCUUAUUCCAGCGCGAGAAGCUCACUGCUCUAGAAGCUGAGAAUAAAAAGCUUGAAUCCGAAGUCAAAGAACUUGUCGAGCAAUUAACUGAUGCAGAAAUCGCCGCCGGAAUCAAACAGGUUGCUAAACCAACAGUUGAUUCAAAAUCAUCUCCAUCUGGAAACGGAAAAACUGCUUCUGCUCCUGAACCUUCCGCUCCACCUCAAGAAUCGAAACCAGCGAAAAAUGAAAAAUCGAAGAAGGCCGGUGGAAACAAGAAACCGGCUGCAGCUGCCACCGAUGAUACUAUUGAUAUUGGCCGACUUGAUUUGAGAGUUGGACGAAUUAUCAAGUGUGAGAAACAUCCGGAUGCUGAUGCGCUCUACGUCGAACAAAUCGAUGUGGGAGAGACUGCGCCACGUACUGUUGUUUCUGGAUUAGUGCGGCAUGUGCCUUUGGAUCAGAUGCAAAAUCGGCUUGUGGUUGUGUUGUGCAAUUUGAAACCGGCCAAAAUGCGCGGAGUCGAAUCUCGCGCCAUGGUUAUGUGUGCCUCUUCUCCCGAAAAGGUCGAGAUUAUGGAAGUUGAUCCGUCUGGUAAACCUGGAACUCCUGUGAUCUGCCCACCGUAUGUUCACAGACCAGAUGAACAACUGAACCCAAAGAAAAAAAUUUGGGAAACGAUUGCAGAAGACUUGAAAGUUUCCGACGAAGGAUUUGCGGCUUGGAAAGGACAACCAUUGCUUGUCGGCGGAGAAACUAAAAUGGUGGCUCCAACUCUUCGCGGUGUGUUUGUUAAAUUUGCUGCCGCACUCACAGAUGAACGAUUCUCAAGUCGAACGAAAGUGGAUAUGCGCGGAAGAAAACAGAAGAAUCGAAUUGGAAAUGGUAUGCUUGAUCUGUACGAACUCGAAAACGCCGAAGAAGAAACAGUAAAGAAAGUGUCGAAAAAGAAGACGACGCCAAAACCGAAGGAUGACAUUGAAGCGUUUUUUGAUGAAAAUGAAGACGAUGACCAGAAUGAGAUUAAAGAAAAGGAAGAAGACAUUGAAGAUGAAGCUGAUGACGAAGAAGAUGAGGAUGAGGAAGAGGAAGAAGAAACAAAUAGGCAUCGAAAGCUUGAUCUGGCAAGAGGAGAAGGAAAUUCUCACUUGUCCUCUUCGGAUGAUGAUAGUAGCGAGGAGGACGAUGAAGAUGAAGAAGAUGAUGAUGAGCAAAUGGCAGAAUCCAUGAAAAUUGAAAUGGAUUUAGCAAAUUUGGACAGAGAUGCUGAACAAGUGGAAUGGAUCUCGAAGCGAAUUGCUCUGUGCAAUUUAGAAUGGGACACUGUCAAUUGCGAAGAUAUUCUGAUGCUCGUUAAAUCAUUCAUACCAGAAGGAGGAUACGUCGAAUCCGUUGGAAUCUACAUGUCGGACUUUGGCAAAGAACAACUCGAACUUGAGGAAAAAAAUGGGCCACCCGUGAAAUUAUCAAAACCUCUCGAAGAAUACACAGAAGAUGAGAUGAACGCAGAAACUAAAACGAUCGUUCGAAAAUAUCUGCUCGAUCGUUUAAAAUAUUACUAUGCUGUUAUUACGUUUAGCGAUGAGAAAAGUGCUCAAGCGGUUUAUGAAGAAUGUGAUGGAUUUCAAUUCGAAGAAACUGGACUCAAAAUGGAUAUGCGAUUUGUGCCAGAUGAUAUGGAGUUUGAGGAGGAACGGUGUCGCGAGUUUUUGAAGGCUGGAGAUGUGAAUCUCGAAAAAUAUAAACCAAAAAAGAAGCCGAAAAAUUCGAUUGCUUCGACUAGUACAAAGCUUUCUUGGGAUGAAGAUGAUCCGAGCCGUAAGAAGAAAUUCCUCGAUGCAUUUGCCGGUGAUGAAAAAGCAGGAAAGGAGCUUAUCGUGGACUCGGAUGAAUCAGACAACGAAGAAAAUAGAAAUGCACUUCUCUCUUUGCUUAAUAAUGACGAAUCUCAUAAGAAACUUGAGGUUGAAUGGUCCGGAGACGAAGAAGAAAAAGGAGAUAAUAAAAGAAAGGGAGAUUCAUCUGAUUCUGAUGGAGAAUACGUCAAAGUUGACGAUGACGAUGAUGAGAUUGGAGUGAAAAAUGGUGCAAAGAGGAAAGCAGAGGAAAAAGAUGAAGAUGAAAAGCUUUCUGGAUAUAAAGCGUAUAUGAAGAAAAAGAAGGCGAAAUUGGCAGAGAAGAAAUUAGAAUUGAGGAAGGGAGCAAGUGGACAGGGAACCACAAUUAAGAAUGCAGAAGUCAUUGAAUCGGUGGCUGGUGAUGAACGCUUCAAGGCGCUUUUCACUGAUAGUGCGUUCGCCAUUGAACCGACUUCGAAGAAAUUCAAGGGAUCCAUGUUGGCUGCACGACAGGUCAAAGAAAAGACUUCUGAGAAGCCAACUGCACCAAUCAUUAAAGAAGAUCUUGUUAACAAAUUGAAAAAGAAAAGCGAAAAAUGGGAGAAGGCUAAAAAUAAGUAG
Messenger RNA from Caenorhabditis bovis, 4422 nucleotides. The record is from the annotation of a GenBank genome assembly. NCBI's taxonomy places the organism in Eukaryota, Metazoa, Nematoda, Chromadorea, Rhabditida, Rhabditidae.